This is a messenger RNA of Aspergillus caelatus, 1415 nucleotides long. Its product is annotated as MFS transporter. Gene Ontology annotation, molecular function: spermine transmembrane transporter activity. The coding region runs from base 10 to 1308 and encodes 432 amino acids. The record is from RefSeq and is a predicted model, not a curated record. Lineage: Eukaryota; Fungi; Ascomycota; Eurotiomycetes; Eurotiales; Aspergillaceae. Gene Ontology annotation, cellular component: fungal-type vacuole membrane. The transcript has a single exon. Gene Ontology annotation, biological process: spermine transport; transmembrane transport.
UAUAUCACGAUGGUUGUGUCGGCCCUGGUUGUCUGCAUUGCCUAUGGCUCUUCUAUUGUCACUGGGGGCCUGGGCUUGAUCGAAGAAAAAUAUCACGUCUCUCUGGAAGUGGCUACCCUGACGUGUUCCAUCAUGGUUUGCGGGUUUGCUGUGGGCCCACUACUGUGGUCUCCUUUAUCGGAGAUAAUAGGUCGACAACCGGUAUACAUUAUCUCGCUGGCGCUAUAUACCAUAUUCCAGAUCCCAUGCGCCCUGUCGCCAAAUAUCGGUGGCCUCCUUGCCUGCAGGUUUCUGUGCGGCGUCUUCUCCAGUUCUGGUCUUUCCCUGGCUGGUGGUACCAUCGCAGAUAUCUGGAACAUUGAAGAACGCGGUAUGGCCAUUGCCUACUUUGCUGCCGCACCGUAUUGUGGCCCCGUUAUUGGCCCCAUAGUCUGCGGUUGGAUCAAUGUCGGCUCACAUCGGCUCGAUCUCUUCUUCUGGACCAACAUGGCUUUUGCAGGAGCAAUGACGAUUAUCGUCGGGCUCAUUCCAGAGACAUAUGCGCCGGUAAUCCUCAAGCGCCGUGCAAAGAACCUUCGCCAGGAAACCGGCAACUUGAAUAUCAUCACAGAGCAGGAGCAAGCCAAGCCGAGUUUCCGCGACAUCGUCCGGAUCAGUCUCAUCCGACCCAUUACAAUGAUUUUAACUGAACCUGUGCUAGAUUUGAUGUGCAUGUACAUCGUCCUCAUCUACGCCUAUCUUUAUGCUUACUUUUUCGCCUACCCCGUCGUUUUUGGCAAACUGUACGGGUACAAUGAUGGCCAGAUCGGCCUCAUGUUCAUUCCUAUAUUAAUUGGCGCGGGCUUCUCGCUACUCAUUACGCCCAUGAUCGAGAAGCGUUUCAAGCAAGUGUGUCGAACGCGGGCGCCCACACCCGAAGAUCGUCUUGUUGGUGCCCUACUCGGUGCACCAUUCAUCCCCAUUGCGAUGUUUAUUCUCGGCGCGACGUCGUUCAAGCAUAUCAUCUGGGUUGGUCCAGCGUCAUCUGGCAUCGCUUUUGGAUUCGGAAUGGUGCUGUGUUACUACUCAGUGAAUAAUUAUAUCAUCGACUCGUAUCAGAAGUACGCGGCGUCGGCGCUGGCCGCGAAGGUGUUUUUGCGGUCAGGUGGCGGAGCUGCGUUUCCGCUGUUCACAACCCAGAUGUAUGACCGGCUGGGGUUGCAAUGGGCGUCAUGGCUAUUGGCCUUUAUUGGAGUAGCGAUGGUGCUUGUUCCAUAUGGGUUUUAUUGGUUUGGGGAAAGAAUUAGAGCCAAGCUGUCUCACACAUGAGCUCAGAUUUCAAAACACAGUUGCAACUGAGCUGGAAAUCCUUGGUAUGGAGACCUCCGUAGAAUUGGAUAGAAGGACCAAUCAUUACAAUCUAAUAUAGAGUGUCC